CAGUGGCAGCGGGGGAGGAGGCGGCGGCGGAGGAGGCGGCGGUGGAGGCGGCGGAAGUGGCAGCUCCUCGGACGUGUCCAGGGAUCACUGCAACAAGACGGUGGACAUCUUCGAGGACAUCAGCUCGCCGGAGGUCAGCAACCAGAACGUGGGUCGUCCGCUGACCUGCUGGUACCGCUUCCGGACGCUGAAGGGGGCGCCCCGCGACUUUGUGCUGCGCCUGCGGUUCAAGAAGUUCAAAGUGGGCCAGCUGCUGAAUGCGACCCACUGCGAGGGCGGCUACUUGCAGAUUGUUGAUGGCAAUGCCAAGACGGAUGUCUCGAAUCGCCGGGAGCCCGGAAUGUUCUGCGGGGAGGCGGAACAGCCACAGACAUUCAUCAGCGAGACCAGCUAUGUGAAGGUGCUCUUUCACACGGACAACUUUACGGAUCAGACCUACUUCACAUUCGAUUCACGCGCGGAACAGCAAACCGAAGUCUAUCUGCGAUAUGGCCAACAUCCGGAAUUAUAUCCAAAUCGUCGCGGCGAAGUUGUCCAAGGGUCCUACUGCGAACGGGAGUAUCGGGAUUGUCGCCUGCAAACCUGCUAUGUGCAAUCGCCCGCGUAUCCUGGCCUAUAUCCUCGGGCCCUGAAUUGCCGCUACAAGUUGCACACUCGCCAGCCAUAUAUCAAAUUGUAUCUGCAAAAUGAGCAGUUUGCCGUGGAUGGUCAAAGGUGUGAGAACGUGAUGACCUGCCCCAUCAGGCCGAUCGGAUCUGGUAAUGAGCACUGUCCCUACGACUGGUUGGCCGUCUACGAUGGACGUGAUGAGCACUCGCCGCUGAUUGGAAAGUUCUGCGGCCUGGGCAAGUUCCCAUUCAGCAUUAUUGGCACAUCACAAUACAUGUAUGUGGAGUUUGUGACUUCGCCGGCGGGUCCGCUGCUCAACACAGGCUUCCAUUUCAACGUUGGCAACUGGCCAGGUCAUGUGGAGACGGCCGGGAUCAAGCACGGCGUCUGCGACUGGCUACUGAGCUCCGACUCUUUAAAGGACAGCAGCGCCAGCGAGGGCAUCUUCCUCAGCAUCGCCCACUGGUAUCCGCCGAAUACGUCCUGCAGUUACCACAUCAAAGGACAUGUCGGCGAAAUUGUGCGCCUUUAUUUCCCCAGUUUCCGCAUCAAUCGAAUCGAAUCACCGAUUUUAAAGUACGAAGGCGACUGCGGAGAAUCCCUGACGAUCUACGAUUCCGACCAUGCCGAUCCGGCACGGAUUAUCAAGACCUUCUGCGACACAUUCUCGCGACCAAUGGAGAAGGUCGACUUUGUGAGCACCAGCCCCUCACUGUACGUGCAGUUCGACUCGAAAACAGGCAGCUAUAGCGGCAGCUCACUGUACUACUGGGCGCACUACGAUUUCUUCAACAAUACGCGAUUUGGCGACCCAGUGCCAAACACCCUAUGUGACGAGGUGAUGUAUGCCUGGAAGCAUCCAGGUGGACGUCUUCGAUCGCCCUUGAAUUCACUGAUUUUCAAGAGAACCGGCGGAAGCGAUGUGCGUUGUCAGUACAAAUUUGUGACCGAUCGAAGACUGUAUGCCAGAGCCAUAAUCGAAGUGAAUUCGGUUUCCUUCAAGGAACUUCCAUACAAUAGCAAUGCCUGCACUCGGUGUCAUGAGGAGCGAGUGGACAAACUGGUGAUCUGGGAGGAGCGGGAUAAGUACCAGAAUAACCUGGCCUGCUUUUGUGACAAUAUCCCCCGAGCGGUUCGAGUUAUAUCCUCGGCGGAUCAAAUGAAUCUCGAAAUGAUUGUGCAGGGCCAGCAUGCCAUUACCUCCUACUUCAAGAACCCCAAUCCUCUCUUUGAGGCCACCUAUGAGUUUGCCCAUGGUCCCUUGUGUGGUCCCAUUACUCUGGGACCCUCACCAGAUGGCGAACUGGUAUUCCCCUAUAAGAAGGCCUUGGCCAUGGUAUCGGGACCCAUGGCACCGCCAGAGCAUCACUAUCGCCGCGAGAAGUGCAUUUGGGAACUGAAAGUGGCCGCCCAGCGAGAUCUGUGGCUCAACUUGGAGAAGGCACGCUUUGCAGAUCGCAGCUGCGAGAGUGCCAAGAUCGAGGUCUAUUUGGCUGGUCGUCUGGAGCCCAGAUUUGUGGUUUGUCCCGAAAAUAUAUCCUUGGCCAGGGAUUUGCCCAUCCUUACCACAGCGGAGUUGGGAGCCACGGGUGCCGAUCAGGAACCCCUGCCCGUGCUUAUCCAGUAUACUGGUGAUGGCCAACCAGGCCGAAACAUUUUCCGACUAGUCUGGACGGAACUCUUCCACCUGCCGCGCAAUCCGGACGGCAGUCUGGCUGCCUCCCUUCUGCAGGAUGGCGGUUGUGAUUUCCGAUGUCCUGGCGACACUGAAGUCUGCAUUCCGAAGCACUUGCUAUGCAAUGGAAUAGCAAAUUGCCCAAAUGUGACGCAUACUUCGACGUUGUCGCAACUCACCCGACAUAUCGAGUGGAAUCUGGAGCAACUGGGAUUACUCCAUCAUGCUGGCGACUACCAGCAGUUGGUGCUGCAUGAUGAAUCUCCCGAGAUCUGCCUGAAACACGAUCUCAGUGAGCUGCCAUAUGGAAAGUUGUCCUUGAUAGCCCUCGGACUGUGCCUCAUGUUCGCACUGCUUUUUGCGAUUCUAAGAAGGAUGUGCAGAAGCUCGUCCUUACACCAAGGAAGGCAUCAUCUGCAGGAGGAUUACUGAGCACAUAAUUUACC
Molecule: messenger RNA, 2730 nt
Organism: Drosophila santomea
Lineage: Eukaryota; Metazoa; Arthropoda; Insecta; Diptera; Drosophilidae
Exons: 7
Coding region: 341-2716 (791 amino acids)
Cellular component (GO): plasma membrane
Source: RefSeq, a predicted model, not a curated record